GGGAGUUUGAUUUCCGGGAUGUAAGUCAAAGAUGACGUCACAUCUUACACUAUAAAAGUAUCUUGCCUGGCUCAGUCACUGCAUCACUUUCAGACCCAGCUCAGGCUUCUACAUCCAGAGUUACUUUGGGAAAGCAUCAUGCAAGUCUUACUUUGUGCAACCGUUUUCUUCGCAGUAGCGUUUACCUCCCUUGCUGCACCUCCCAAGGGUGACAAUCCACGAGGUAAAUGCGUAAGAGAAGCCUCUCUGAACGCAACGACUCAAAGAUGUCACUGCAUUGAUGGUUUCAAGGGAGAUGGUGACCUGUGCUGUACACAGCAAACAUCUGGUCUGUGCAUCCUGAGAGAUGAUCCAGAACUGAAAUCCGCCAGACACAUGACAGCCUGGAUCAACUUCCCAUGUACCUACAGCGUGGCUAAAGUUAGCAGCCCGGUUGGGAACUUAGCUUGCGAGCUGGAAAUUUUCGCCGCUGGAAACUUUAUUGAAUAUGCUCAGUAUAAUGACCAUCUUGGUAUUAGGAUCAAAAUCGGCACAGAAGAGAAAGUUUUGAAACUCAUCAGUACUAAAGUCUAUGACCCACAGACCAGAACCUACACUGAUAUGGGACAAGGUAAAAGCUCUCAAGUAUUUAUGGCCAAUCAAGAGUUCAACAUGGGCUAUGAUUUCUUCCAGAAGAGAUGGUCCAUUUCAGGCUGCGGUGGACAAAUUAUUUUCAGAUCUCCAGUCAACAGCACAGUUCUUCAGUCCUACACACCUGGUAUCUGUGUCAUAGCCCCAAAGAACCAGAUCGUCGGCACAGUCGCUUCAGGCAACAUCUGCAAUCUGAAUGUGAACUACAAAAACACUCCUUACAACUCCAUCGAGCUGAAGCUGUUGUCUGUCAUGGUGGCUGGACACAAAGAUAUCAGUAACGUACUCAGAGUUGACCCUGAACCUAUCAAAGACGAGUGCGACGACAUCUCCAUCAGCUUUGCCAAGUGCAGAAAUGCUGAGAAAGUGGAUGCCAUUAAGACAUGCGGCCCUAUUCUGACCAGAAGCCCUGUCAAACACUGCUUCGCGGCCAACAACGUGAACAUAGUGACAACCUUCAAGGAUUGCGUUCAGGCUUAUUGUGACAAGGAUCAGGAGGCCUGCCGUCGUCUGAAAGAGAGCCCAGCAGUGGACAAAUGCCACUUCAAGGCCGCCCUCUGUGACAGGAUCUAAGUUGAACAGCCCUGCCUACUGACUACUCAAGACAUGACACACUGGAUUAGAGGCUUAAGAAUUUAUCUACUACCAGAAGUGAAACUUUAUUUUGAAUUUUAAUCCUGUUCUAUCAAGAUCGAUUUGUUUUCAGUUUUAUGUACUUUAUUUAUAUCCAUUCUGACCUGUUGACCUGAUUAUUUACUAAUCACACCGAUAACGAAAUAAAGUUACCUUCUCUACA
Biomphalaria glabrata is the source of this 1426-nucleotide messenger RNA. RefSeq lists its product as uncharacterized. The record is from RefSeq and is a predicted model, not a curated record. Lineage: Eukaryota; Metazoa; Mollusca; Gastropoda; Planorbidae. The transcript has 9 exons. Bases 139 to 1203 code for a protein of 354 amino acids.